AUGAUGAAAAUAAGUUUGUGCAUUUUAGCAACACUUGCUUUUCAUCUUUCAAUCGAUCAUUGUCAAGCUCAGAGCAGUUUUGAACCGAAGGAAAAUCGAACUGAUGCGAUGUUCUUCAAGAAAAAUCGAACGUCGAACCAUUGGGCUGAUCGUUUAAUUCGCAAUCGUCGUCAACAAAACAGUUUCGAUACAAUCGAUACGGCCUCAACAGUUCUCUCUAUUCUUCCGUUAGAUCGUCUCGGUACUAUCGUUGGACAGAUCAUGUCCACUGAAAAUCAAGCGCCACUAUUACUAACCUCAUUGUUUACCAAUCUCUACAGUACUCUCCGUGUUCCAGUGCGACCAACAUCAUCAAAUCUUACAACAUCAUCCAUAUCAUUGAAUAACAAUGGUGUUAAGCAACUGAGUAAUACCUCAGCAUCUGAAAUUAUCAAUGCUAUUCGCCGUCCAAAUACCAAAUGA
Molecule: messenger RNA, 462 nt
Organism: Adineta ricciae
Lineage: Eukaryota; Metazoa; Rotifera; Eurotatoria; Adinetida; Adinetidae
Source: the annotation of a GenBank genome assembly